This is a messenger RNA of Symbiodinium pilosum, 1458 nucleotides long. Lineage: Eukaryota; Dinophyceae; Suessiales; Symbiodiniaceae. The record is from the annotation of a GenBank genome assembly.
AUGGCGGUUGCAGGUCUAUGGGAAGUGGUGGGAGGCGGAGACGUCGGUGGUAUCAUUGUACGUCAGGGGCCAGAACUCAGCUCACCACAGUGUGAUGCGCGCCUCUCCACUGGUGCCCUGGUGGAGGAGCUCGAGGUACAAGGUGAGAGGCUCUACUAUCGACGUCUUCAAGGUGAAGGCCCAUCCAACCCACGGCCCGGAAUGUGGCUGGGCGACCUGGGCUUCAAAUUUGGAAAGAAGGUGCGCAUCCUUGCUUUGAAGCGAGAAGACUAUCAGAAGUACAACGGCAAGAACGGCGCCAUCAUGGGCUUUGAUCCUGCGAGCGGCCGUUAUUCUGUGAAAGUUGUGAUCCUCAACGACAAAAGUGUUGGCCUUCAAGCCGAAGGCGCCACGUUUCUGCUGCUCAAAGAGGACAACAUUGAGCUUCAUCCCGAUCAGAUAGAGCGCGAUCAAGUCGGAAACGGCGACGAGAUUGUGCUCCUGGGAGCGGGUGAGGCAAAGCGCAAAUUAUACGAAGUCAGGCUGGAUCCGCAGUAUUGGUAUGACAAAGCGAUAGAGAGAGUGCUGGAAGCGCGGAAUGAUUUCGAAGUCUUGGAUCUUCCCCCGCAGCUCAUAACGGAUUUGAGCGUACUCAAGAAGGCUUACAGGAAGAUAUCGUUGUCUGUGCACCCUGACAAGAACAAGCAUCCACAAUCAGCAGAUGCAUUUCGCAAGGUCUACGGAGCUUUCGAGACGCUGAUGGACACAAGACAGCAACGGCGCUUACUCUGGAUUCUCGGCAAGCUAACUCCCGACAUGGAGGAAAAGGUGCUAUUUGACGAGGAAGAGGAAGACGAGCUUUUCCAAUGGUGGUGGGAAGCUACCGUACCAGAGAUUGAGAAGCAAGUUGCAGAGUUUGAGGGCCAGCAGUUCGAUGACUAUGGUGCCAUGUGGAUUUCUGAUGGGCUGGGAGGUGAUGUCGAGGAAGUUAAGUGGAUUGGAUUGGAGACAGCCAAGCGCCUACACAAGGAGGAAGAAGGUGUGAUCUUCAUCGACGUGCGUGACCGCCGGGAUUUUGUGACCGGGCACAUUGCAGAUGCUUUCUGCACGCCUUUGCCUGAAAUUAUAGACUAUGGCCUCGUAAACGUUUUUAUGUCCGCUGAUGACCAGCUGAUACAUAAGCUGCUGAAGCACAGGACCAAGCCAAUCAUUGUCUACAGUGAAGUUGCCACGCCAUUCUCAAGAUGCCGUGCUUUUUGCCGCUGGCUCCUACGAGCCGGGCACCAGACAAUCAAGGUAGAGCGUGUGCGACGACUGCGUGGCGGCAUCUUCGGAUGGAAGCACAAGAAUGGACCAGUGGCUAGACCCCUGCAGGAUUCCUCAUACGAGCUUGUAGACGAGAAAGAGAUGGCCAGUGCUGGCUUGGUGGCUAUGCGAUCUGCUUCUCUUCUAGCUGUAGGGGGCGUCGCAGUGGACUGA